Camarhynchus parvulus is the source of this 693-nucleotide messenger RNA. It is a transcript of the gene IGSF6, whose product is annotated as immunoglobulin superfamily member 6. The record is from RefSeq and is a predicted model, not a curated record. The coding region runs from base 1 to 693 and encodes 230 amino acids. Lineage: Eukaryota; Metazoa; Chordata; Aves; Passeriformes; Thraupidae. The transcript has 6 exons.
AUGGCAUCUUUCAACAAAUUUAAAAACGUGCUAAUGCUGGCAUUUGACUGGAUCCUGUAUGGUGCUGGUGUUGCAGGUCACUGCCGAGUCACUGUGGCACAGCCCAGGUUUCAGCAGGCUGACUCCUCCAUGAACGUGUCCCUACCCUGCUCCUUCUCUGCCUCUGGAUGCUCCUCAUCCCAACCUGAAGUUCUGUGGUUUCGCUUUUUAACUAAUACUCAUCAGGAUUUGUGUACUCCUGGAUGCAGAGAUCACCAGAAGUACAAAGUACAUUCAUCAGGAAAUAACAUCUUACUUCAGAUCAAAGAUCUGACUGAAGAUGACAGUGCUGUUUAUAUCUGUGGAAUAGCAUUUUCAGACUCAGAGUCACCCCUUUCUAAACAAACAGGAGAUGGAACAGUACUAACAGUAACAGGGAAGCAGCUCAGCCGUGGAAAACUCAUCUCCAUGAUCAUUGCCUCGUCCUUACUGUUCCUGUACAGCUCUGCUGUGCUCAUUUCCUUUGUGGUCUACAAGUUAAAACCAAAGCUGCGAAAGAAAAGUGGGAAAGACCAAAUAACAGAGAACUGUAAAAUAAAUAGCGGCCGAAAAAUUUUUCAAGCAAUUGCUCAAGAACUUCAAAAGCAGAGAUAUGCUCAACACCAACAACAGCCUGAGGAUCUGGAAGAUGACACUGUUUAUCAGAACAGAUGA